Glossina fuscipes is the source of this 608-nucleotide messenger RNA. RefSeq lists its product as uncharacterized. NCBI's taxonomy places the organism in Eukaryota, Metazoa, Arthropoda, Insecta, Diptera, Glossinidae. The record is from RefSeq and is a predicted model, not a curated record. Bases 230 to 547 code for a protein of 105 amino acids. The transcript is spliced from 4 exons.
GUUUUUCUCUUUUUGCAAAACACAAUUCUUGUGUCAUUUCUAACGCGUAACUUAGCGCGGCCGAGUAAACGGAUGAACAGCAAAACAACAACAUUGCUAUGUACUACUCUGUAUAUGUUAUUUGUGAUUUUUUCAUUUUACAUAUUAAUGAGUGUGGUUUCGGGUUGUGAGCAGCCCCAGCAGCAGAGGAGCACCAGCGUAUAAUAUCAACGAAACAAAAAAAAAAAAAAUGGGAAAAAUCUAUUGUUUCAGUAUAAAUGUCACAGUGAUUUUAAUUAUUUUAUGCGGUUUUUAUACACAAUACACAGAUGGGGGUUGGAGUUCGCAGUGUUGGAAGAAACACAAUUCCGGCUCUAUACAAACGCCUGACGGUGAAUUUAAGCGCCCUUUCGGCAUACUCUGCACAUAUCAAUGCUUUUUAUGGUAUCCGCCUGUUUUCCCUUAUUGUGAAUUUAUAUUCGAUUUAAGAAUGUCACGACACUUCACAUCAUUUCCGGAUUGCUACGCCAUACAUUGCAAUGAGACGUUCACAUUUUUUGGUCAUUAAAAAAGGAUUUGCUUUUUUUAAUGGAAUGAAAGUUUUAUGUAAAUAUUAAACAUUAUUUUUA